AUGCUAGAAAACGGCCAAGAGCGGAGAGCGCUAACAUAUUUUUCUACAGAAUUAAAUCUCACACAGAUUACUAAAACUCCAACUAGAAUCACGGUGACGUCCCAAACGCUUAUUGAUGUUAUUCUAAUCUCAUCCACAGCACUUGUUCUUGAGAGUGGUGUUAUUAACACUUCUAUCAGUGACCACUUACCAGUGUACGUCCUACUAAAGUUAAAGGCCCCAAAGAUGCCAGCAUGUUACAUUACAACUAGGAGUUAUAAAAACUAUAAUUCCUCACUAUUUUCCUCUGACCUUGUCACUAAAUCGGAUCGUCUGUUAUCCAUAUUAUCCAACACCAACGUUAAUACAAUACUCGAAACCUUCAAAGAUGUUCUUCACUCAACUCUCGACGUGCAUGCACCGUUAAAAACCUUCAAAAUUCGAAAUCGAUCAUGUCCAUAUGUCACCAAUGAAAUAAAAGAACUCAUGAAGUCUCGGGACCUACACCUCCGUCGGUUUCAACUGACACGUGAUGAAGGUGAUUGGGUAGUUUACAAAGAAUAUCGUAAUAACGUAAAAACCAAAACUAAAGCCGCAGCGAAGGACCACACCUUUAACGAAGUAAGAGAACAUAAACACAAUUCGAGAUCCCUAUGGAAAAUAAUUAAUAAUAUAAUUCCCUCGAAGGAAAAGGAAACACAAGUUUAUAGUAAAGAUCCAAAAACAGUUGCAGAAGAUUUCAACCUUUUUUUUUACUUCUGUGGGACGGAACGCUGCUGCGACAGCCGAAAGUUUAGCCAAACACAACAAUGUUGCACUGUCAAAUCCUCUGUCAAAUGUAAUCACUUAUCCAUCUGA
Paramuricea clavata is the source of this 837-nucleotide messenger RNA. Lineage: Eukaryota; Metazoa; Cnidaria; Anthozoa; Malacalcyonacea; Plexauridae. The record is from the annotation of a GenBank genome assembly.